AUUAGACACUACCCGCCACUCCUGCCUGCUUGCUAAGUGCUAACCUCCUUUGACUUCCAACCUUUAUCAAGAUCCAAAACCUUAAACUCAAGUGAUACAGAAAGCUCUCAUAUACUAACAUUCAACUGCAUGUUCUCUUGAUUCUACUUUGGAAAUUUGGUUGUGUAGCUUUGCUUGGGUAUAUGGAGGGAGAGUGCAGCAUUGCAAAAGAUGUGACUGAACUGGUGGGAAACACACCUGUAGUUUAUCUUAAUCAUGUCGCAGAGGGUUGUGUUGCACGCAUUGCAGCCAAGCUUGAAAUGAUGGAACCAUACUCCAGUGUUAAAGACAGGAUUGCAGUUAGUAUGAUCAAAGAUGCUGAAGAAAAAGGCUUGAUUUCUCCUGAGAAGACUGUUCUCAUAGAAAUGACAAGUGGUAAUACUGGCAUUGGAUUGGCGUUUAUUGCUGCUGCAAAGGGCUAUAAGCUAAUCAUUGUAAUGCCUUCGUAUGUGAGUCUUGAGAGAAGAGUAAUCCUUCUAGCCUUGGGAGCAGAGUUGCACCUCAUGGGUCCAACGAAAAGCUUUCCUGAUUUCGUGGCCAAAGCUAGAGAAUUAUUGGACAAAACUCCAGGCGGCUAUUACAUUAAUCAAUUCGAAAACCCUGGGAAUCCAAAGACUCAUUUUGAAACUACGGGGCCAGAGAUCUGGAGAGCCACGGAAGGGAAAGUGGAUGCAUUUGUCUCUGGCAUAGGGACUGGUGGUACCGUCACUGGGGCAGGAAGAUUCCUUAAAGAGAAAAAUUCUGCUAUCAAGGUCUAUGGUGUAGAGCCAACUGAAAGUGCAGUCCUAAAUGGAGAAAAGCCUGGCAAGCACAAAAUCCAAGGGAUUGGUGCUGGUGUCAUCCCUCCAUUACUGGACUUUGACAUAAUUGAGGAAGUUGUAAAGGUAUCUAGUGAUGAAGCCUUUGAAACUGCUAAGCUUCUUGCAUUGAAAGAAGGUUUGCUGGUUGGGAUAUCGUCGGGAGCUGCCGUUGCUGCUGCUAUUAAGCUAGCAAAAAAGCCUGAGUUUGCUGAGAAAUUGAUUGUUGUGCUUAUCCCUAGCUUUGGAGAGCGUUAUUUAUCUACCGAGUUGUUUGCUUCAGAGAGGCAAGAAGUGGAGGCUUUGACUUAUGAAAGGGCCGAUUUGCCACUUUCCCCCUUGUGAAACACCCGCUGAAAAAUGAGACGUAAUUUGCUCGAUCCAAUCUAAAAUUGCUUUUAAGAAUAAGGCUAUGAUAUUGUAUUUGUUAUAUUGAGAAUGUAACUUCUUACUAAUUGUAUUUUUGAUACCUGUAUGUAACACUAUUGGUUUUACCAAAAUAGGAAAAGAAUAAAUUUCCGAUUUGUAUAGGAAUUUUAUUUUUGUCGUAUAGUAAACAAAGUUAUGAAUGACUUCUCUCUAAA
Molecule: messenger RNA, 1420 nt
Organism: Spinacia oleracea (spinach)
Lineage: Eukaryota; Viridiplantae; Streptophyta; Magnoliopsida; Caryophyllales; Amaranthaceae
Product: cysteine synthase
Exons: 11
Coding region: 183-1181 (332 amino acids)
Molecular function (GO): cysteine synthase activity
Source: RefSeq, a predicted model, not a curated record